Messenger RNA from Musa acuminata AAA Group (dessert banana), 2463 nucleotides. Its product is annotated as transcription factor bHLH57-like. The transcript is spliced from 7 exons. Gene Ontology annotation, biological process: guard cell differentiation; stomatal complex development; positive regulation of DNA-templated transcription. Bases 1068 to 2240 code for a protein of 390 amino acids. The record is from RefSeq and is a predicted model, not a curated record. Gene Ontology annotation, molecular function: protein dimerization activity; DNA-binding transcription factor activity. NCBI's taxonomy places the organism in Eukaryota, Viridiplantae, Streptophyta, Magnoliopsida, Zingiberales, Musaceae. Gene Ontology annotation, cellular component: nucleus.
UGUGGAAAAUAUUAAGUGACUAAUAAAAAAAUCAUCCAUUUGGUGCAAUACAUAAGAAAAUUGAUGAUACUAAUUUUUAUUAGCUCUGUCCAACUGAUUACGUAUCACCAUCAUCCAAUAUUCAUCCUAAUGCCUAUCGAAAGAUUUGAUCCUAAUUACCCAAAAGUACGUUUCAAUUCUAAAACCGAAACAGAACGUUUUAAUUAUUAAAAAAAAAAAAAAACAAGAAUUAGAAUCGAACCGCUCACCGAUUUUGAUUUAGUUUGAAAUCGACGAACCCCGAACCAGCUCGGUUCCGAUUCCGGCCCGGAAUCGAACCCGGCCGACACACAGCCCACGCCCUGUUUUAUCCAAAGCCAUUGUGCCGAUGAGGAGAAACCUUCGCGUUUUCUCACUAGCAAAGAUGCCAAGCCCGGUAGUCCAGCGUGAAGAAGAGCAGCAGCUCCCCUCCACCCAAGAGAAAGAGGAGUAGCUGCAGCAGCAAGAACAGCAACAGGAAGAAGAGAGGAAGAGGAGGACGAUGCCCCCGUCAUUGAGGACGUCAAGGAUGGAUGGCGGAGACGACGAAGACGACGAUGAUGAUGAUGAUGAUGAUGAUGGCGACGCCGAAGGUGACCACAAAGCAGGUGCAGAUAACAGUUCUAAGCAGAGCAGGAGUGAGAAAAAGAGCCGCAAGGCAACGAUGAAGCUAGGAAUGCAGCCAGUCACAGGUGCCAGCAAGAUUACAAUAAAGAGAACCAAAACUCUCCCCUCACUAUCCUUUAGUCAAUUGUUGCAUCCCGGACUUCUCACCGGCAUUUAUUUUACAUCCUAAAGUCCAAACGUGCGAGAUGGGAAGGAGGGGAAGGACCAGAGUUCUUAAUGAUUUUGAUACUUCCUCUGCAAGCAUUUAUUGUUCCUGGCAAGUGGUGAGAGGGUGAAUCUAAGAGAGAAAGCCUGAACAAUGUUGCGACUGUGAAGAGAUGUGGUAGGAGGAGGAGGAGGAGGGGGAGAGAGACUUUUAAGGUAGGAUAAGAUCAACGAGAGUCAGAUUCGCAUCUGUGGCUGCUGUAUUUGCUGCUGUUUCCAUGGAGCGGCUGCGAGGAUCCAUCGAUCACUCCCCUGAGUCGGCUGGGGAUGGGUUGAGCUCAAAGUGCGUGGAACCAGGAGCAGCGACAGCGAGCUUUUCUGAUCAUCUUAAAAUGAGCUAUGGGAGCCUGUCCUCACAUCAAACGCCUGUCCUUCGUCUGCUCCAAGGAGCCAUGCAAGCAGGGGAAGAUAUGGUGGAAGAGGAAGUCCAGCUCCAUCUUCAACAGUAUCAGCACCGACGUUUCUUCACCUCCUACCCACAAGAAACCAACUUCCAGCUGCUCCGCCGGAUGCAGAGCCAAUGCCACUUCAGGCAACUGCGGAUGGCCGAGAUGGACCGGUCCUGUGCCGUGGAGCAGCUGGAGAGCUGCGUCACCCACGUAUCCGAGUCCGAGACGAGAGGUAUAGUCCAUCGCGAGGAUCCGGCGACUGCGGCCGCGACUGGUCCCAUGAGAUCCCCGGCAGUGGCUGGCUCCAACGAACGAAGGAAGAGGAAACGCCAGCGGCCGGCGUCGGCUUCGAAGAGCGCGGAGGAGGCGGAAAGCCAAAGGAUGACCCACAUAGCAGUGGAGCGCAACCGCCGCCAUCUCAUGAACGUCCACCUCGCCACCCUCCGCUCCCUGAUGCCCCCUUCCUUCGUCCAACGCGGCGACCAGGCGUCCAUCAUAGGUGGUGCCAUCGAGUUCGUCAAGGAGCUCGAGCAGCAUCUCCUCUCCCUCCGAGCCCAGAAGCGGUUCCGGGAAUCGGCUUUCGCUCGAUCGAGCUCCGACGAUGACGACCCCUGCCGUGCGCCCCUGCCCCUGCUGCACGACGAUUUCCUCAUCUCGCCACAGUACACGGGCUACUCGCAGUCCCAGCGGCGACGGCGCGACGGCAACGGAGAAGAAGCGCAUCAGGAGGAUCGGACAGGGGUGGACGUGGAAGCGACGUUAGUGCAAGGGCACGUGAACCUUAAGGUGGCCGGACGGCGGCAGCGGGGGCAGCUAGUGCGGGCCAUUGCGGCCAUGGAGGAGCUACGUCUCUCCAUCCUACACCUCAACAUCACCUCCCUCGGACCCUCCUCCAUCCUCUACUCCCUCAACCUCAAGAUGGAGGAAGAGUGCAAGCUGGGGACAGCGGAUGAGAUUGCGACGGCGGUGCACCAAAUCUUCAGCUAUAACAGCAACUGCUGAUGACAUUAUGCUGUAAUUUUGUCUCUGGACGUAUGGAAGAGACAGGAGGAAGGGUAGGGUAGGAUGAGUUGGGGGUGGGGAGUGGACCACUGCCAUUGCUGAACUGUGAGGAAGGGCAGCAGCAGCUGUGGCAGCUUUCAUUUCUGCUGAUAUGUGCAGUGAUGGGAUAUUUUGUACUCUUUGGGUUUCAGUUUUGCCAGCUUUAUUCUCCUUUCGUUCUCAA